AAUGUCUAGAUCUAAAUAUGAUCUUGUCCCGACAUAUGAUCCGUAUACUGGCCUCACCUCAGACCAGGAUGAAAUAAAAAUUCCAACAAUGUUCAGAACCUAUUCAGACGAAGACUUAAGGGGAAUGCGAAUUACUUCUGGCAAAGUUGUUAUAAGAAAGGAUGAUGGAAACCUUAUCGGAAUCAGUAUUGGGGGCGGAGCCCCACUUUGUCCAUGUCUAUAUGUUGUUCAGGUGUUUGAUAAUACACCUGCAGCUCGUGAUGGAACUUUGGAGAGUGGAGAUGAAAUAGUUGGAGUUAAUGGCACUAAUGUCAAGGGUAAGACUAAAGUAGAGGUGGCGCGAAUGAUCCAGAAUAAAUCUGACGAAGUUGUGAUUAGUUACAAUAAACUUCAUGCAGAACCAAAACAAGGUGGAUUAUAUAUUUACAGAGCUAUCCUGUGUAAUGAUAGCCUAGUAAAGAAGCUGGAUGAACUAGAGAGAACUGAAGAUAUGUACAGAGGACUAGUUAGUCAUACUAGACGUGUACUGUUGGGAUACUAUGAUCUUGUCAGAGUAUGUAAAGAAUUGGGUGAUGAGUUUUACAAGAUUGGAGUGAGAGAACCUCAACCAGCGGCUAACAGAGCCUUCUGUGAGUUUGGAGAAUAUCAUAGGCAAAUGGAGAAGCUUGGUAUUUCUAUGCUUCGCCAAACCAAACCCAUCCUCUCUGAUCUAGGAACAUAUCUAACAAAGGCUAUACCUGAUACCAAGCUGACAAUUAAACGAUAUGCAGAUGUAAAAUUUGAAUACCUCUCAUAUUGCUUAAAGGUGAAAGAGUUUGAUGAUGAAGAUUACUCCUACCAGGCCCUGCAGGAACCUCUUUACAGGGUGGAGACAGGAAAUUACGAGUACAGACUGAUCCUGCGAUGUCGAGCUGAUGCUAGAAAAAGGUUUGCGUCUAUGCGAUCUGAUGUGCUGGUAAAACUGGAAUUAUUAGAUAAUAAACACGUCCAGGAUAUUGUUCAUCAGUUAAGAAGGCUUAUGGAAUCUUUAACAGAAUUUCAUAUAGCCUGUCAUAAGAUGUUUGACGGUGUAAAACUGUUCCCUAUAGAGGUAGAGCUGGGCAGAAACGCCUUUCAGUACAACACCAGCAUCUAUACAGAUGAAGAUGUAGAAGAAGCUGAAGAUGUGCUGGAUGAUGAUAUGCUUAUCAAUGCUGAAGAUACCGUUCCAGAAUCUGAUUCUCUGAUUGGAUUGAACUUUACUGCUCCUUCUACCCUUUUAGGAACUGAUGCACAGAAAACUGACAUGCACAAUGAUAAUUUUAAUUCAGUUGGAGAACACACUUCAACCCUACUCAUGGGAGAUAAUGAAAACUCUUGUCUUCUUGUGGGUGGAAAUACUAAUCCCAACCUUCUAAUUGGCAUGAAUAAUGAUCAGAUGUUGGGAGGGAACAGUAAUUCCAGUCUCCUGAUUAGUGGAGAUAAAGAUUCGGGUCUCCUGAUUUGUGGAAACAAAGAUCCUGGUCUUUUGAUUGGUAGAGACAAAGAUUCGGAUCUUCUUAUUGGUGGAAACAAAGUUCCAGGUCUUAUGAUUGGUGGAGACAAAGAUUCGGAUCUUCUUAUUGGUGGAAACAAAGAUCCAGGUCUUAUGAUAGUUGGAAACAAUGAUUCAAGUCUAUUAAUUGACAGAAACAAUGAUUCAGGCCCCCUGACCAAUGUCAGCACAAAUCCCAGUUUGAUGUUUGACCAAACCCUUGGUUCAAGUCAGUUUAUUGCUGGAAACUAUGAUUCAAGUCAUGUGGUAAGUGGAGAUAAUGAAUCAAGUCUCCUGAUGAGAGGAAACAAAGAUGUCAGUCCAAUUAUUGUUAGUAACACUGAUUCAAGUAAUGAUAACUGCAACAUGUUUGUUCCUGAAAAUUCUUCUAUUAAAGCUAGUCAUACAAGCUUAAUGAGCGAACAAAUCAUGUGUGGAGAUGAUCAUCGCUCCCCAGACCCUCCUAAAGAAACUGAUCAAAGUUUCUCCUCCAAGCCCGGAAAGGUUAUUGCUUCAACAGGAGUAAAAGACAAUUCUGAAGAUAAAAAUUACUCUUCAAGCAACAGAGCUACUAAUCAAGAAGAAAUAGAUGAAUGGUGUUUGCCAGAUCCAGAACCUUGAACUAAAGGCUUUCAGAACUAAUGNAACUG
This is a messenger RNA of Eurytemora carolleeae, 2163 nucleotides long. RefSeq names its product PRKCA-binding protein (gene PICK1). Bases 2 to 2134 code for a protein of 710 amino acids. The record is from RefSeq and is a predicted model, not a curated record. The transcript has 16 exons. Gene Ontology annotation, cellular component: synaptic vesicle; trans-Golgi network membrane; postsynaptic early endosome. Gene Ontology annotation, biological process: receptor clustering; dendritic spine maintenance; positive regulation of receptor internalization. NCBI's taxonomy places the organism in Eukaryota, Metazoa, Arthropoda, Copepoda, Calanoida, Temoridae. Gene Ontology annotation, molecular function: protein kinase C binding; protein domain specific binding; phospholipid binding.